Trichomycterus rosablanca is the source of this 5286-nucleotide messenger RNA. RefSeq names its product zinc finger, SWIM-type containing 6 (gene zswim6). Gene Ontology annotation, cellular component: Cul2-RING ubiquitin ligase complex. The record is from RefSeq and is a predicted model, not a curated record. Lineage: Eukaryota; Metazoa; Chordata; Actinopteri; Siluriformes; Trichomycteridae. The transcript has 14 exons. The coding region runs from base 3 to 3401 and encodes 1132 amino acids.
UCAUGGCGGAGCGCGUGCAGCAGCCCCCAGCUAAGCGGCUGUGCUGCCGCCCCGGUUACAGCGCAUCGUGUCGACAGGGGCCGCGGGCCGGCGGAUCGGUAUGCGGCGGCGCUUCGGCUUCGAAUCAGGGCGGAUCGAGCAAGACCCACAGUCCGGAGUCGCUCUUGGACAUUGCGGCUCGCAAAGUGGCCGAGAAGUGGCCCUUCCAGCGGGUGGAGGAGCGCUUCGAGCGGAUCCCGGAGCCCGUUCAGAGACGGAUCGUGUAUUGGUCUUUCCCGAGGAGCGAACGGGAAAUCUGCAUGUACUCCUCGUUCAACACGGGCGGAGAGGACAGCGCCGCGGCCGCCGAGGGAGUCGACGAGACCCGGCUGCCGUUCCGCCGGGGAGUCGCUCUGCUUGAGAGCGGCUGCGUAGAUAACGUACUGCAAGUCGGUUUCCAUCUCAGCGGCACGGUGACGGAACCAGCCACGGCGACGGAACCCGAAGUGGUGUGCAGCGUGGCCAUCAGCUUCGACCGCUGCAAGAUCACGUCGGUGACGUGCGGCUGCGGCAACAAGGACAUCUUUUACUGCGCCCACGUGGUGGCCUUGUCGCUGUAUCGCGUGCGGCGGCCCGAACAGGUCAAGCUGCACCUGCCCAUUUCUGAGACGCUCUUCCAGAUGAACCGUGACCAGUUACAGAAAUUCGUCCAGUACCUCAUCACAGUGCACCACACCGAGGUGUUACCCACAGCACAGAAACUCGCCGACGAGAUCCUCUCGCAGAACUCCGAGAUCAAUCAAGUACACGGGGCUCCGGAUCCUACAGCAGGGGCCAGUGUGGACGAUGAGAACUGCUGGCAUCUGGACGAAGAGCAGGUCCAGGAACAGGUCAAACUCUUUCUGUCACAAGGGGGCUACCAUGGCUCGGGCAAGCAGCUCAACCUCCUUUUCUCCAAGGUGCGGGAGAUGCUGAAAAUGCGAGACUCGAAUGGGGCCCGCAUGCUGACGCUGAUCACAGAGCAGUUUAUGGCAGACCCACGGUUAGCACUUUGGAGACAGCAGGGCACCACUAUGACGGACAAAUACCGCCAGCUCUGGGACGAACUGGGUGCAUUGUGGAUGUGCAUUGUGCUGAAUCCUCACUGUAAGGCCGAGCAGAAGGCCUCCUGGCUCCGGCAGCUCAAGAAGUGGAACGGUGUAGACGUGUGCCCCUGGGAGGAUGGUAACCAUGGUAACGAGCUGCCCAAUCUGACCAACGCUCUGCCUCAAGGCGCCCACGCCAACCAAGAUUUAAAUGCUCGGCCUCAUCGGACUGUCUUCACGAGGGCGAUCGAGGCGUGCGACCUCCACUGGCAGGACAGCCAUCUGCAGCACAUCAUCAGCGACGAUCUAUACACCAACUACUGCUACCACGAAAGCACUGAAAACUCACUCUUCGACUCGCGAGGGUGGCCCCUGUGGCAUGAACAUGUUCCCACAGCCUGUGCCAGGGUAGACGCCCUGCGAUCGCAUGGCUACCCACGGGAAGCACUGAGAUUAGCCAUCGCCAUCGUCAACACCCUUCGCAGACAGCAACAGAAGCAGCUGGAACUUUUUCGGAAUCACAAAAAAGACCUGCUUCACAAAGGUAUGACCUCCAUUACAAAUCUGGAGGGUUGGGUGGGCCACCCCCUGGACCCCAUCGGCACACUCUUCAGCACGCUAAUGGAGUCGGGUCGCAGCGACGAGGAGAGCUCAGCGGACUUCUCAGGUACGAUGAGCUCCAGUAAGCAUGCUGACGUCCACCUGUUCCCCACGGCACGGCGUUUCCUGGAGGAAGGCGAGUCCUACCUGGCGCUGGCUGUAGAGACUGCACUGAUGGGCCUCGGCCAGCAAAGAAUCAUGCCCGACGGCCUCUACGCUCAAGAGAAGGUGUGCCGCAACGAGGAGCACCUGAUCGCCAAGUUGCAGGAAGUGGAGCUGGACGACACGCUCGUCAAGAUCUUCCGCAAGCAAGCCGUCUUCCUGCUAGAGGGGGGGCCCUACAGCGGUUUGGGGGAACUCAUCUACAGAGAGAGUGUUCCAAUGCACACAUAUGCCAAGUAUUUGUUCACCUCCCUCCUACCUCAUGAUGCCGAACUGGCAUACAAAAUUGCACUGAGAGCAAUGCGGUUACCAGUGUUGGAAUCCACAGCUCCUUCCGGAGACAUGUCCCGGCCUCACCACAUAGUAUCUGUCGUGCCCAACCGCUACCCACGAUGGUUCACGCUUAGCCACAUUGAGUCCCAACAGUGUGAGCUGGCCUCCACCAUGCUCACUGCGGCCAAAGGUGACUCUCGGAGGCUGGAAACAGUAUUAGAGUCCAUCCAAAAAAACAUCCACUCGUCCUCUCACAUAUUUAAACUGGCGCAGGAUGCCUUUAAAAUCGCCACGCUCAUGGACAGCCUGCCUGACAUCACUCUGCUGAAAGUGUCCCUGGAGCUGGGCCUUCAGGUCAUGCGAAUGACGCUUUCGACACUAAACUGGCGAAGGCGAGAGAUGGUGCGAUGGUUAGUCACUUGUGCCACGGAAGUCGGUGUGUAUGCACUGGACAGCAUCAUGAAGAGCUGGUUCACGUUGUUCACACCCACUGAAGCCACCAGCAUUGUAGCGACGGCGGUUCUGUCCAGCAGCACGGCGGCACGUCUGCGCCUGGACGCCCGGCAACAGGAGAAACUAGCAAGUAGUGCACGCACACUGGCAUUGCAGUGCGCCGUCAAGGACCCGGCCAGCUGUGCACUAUCGGCCCUGACUCUGUGCGAGAAGGAGCCGGCAGCGUUCGAGACGGCCUACCAGAUCGCUCUGGACGCCGCGCCCGCAGCCAUGACGCACGCUCAGCUCUUCACCAUCGCGCGCUACAUGGAGCACCGCGGCUAUCCGGCGCGCGCCUACAAGCUGGCCACUCUGGCCAUGGCGCACCUAAGUCUGGCGUACAAUCAGGACACGCACCCCGCCAUCAACGACGUACUCUGGGCGUGCGCCCUGAGCCACUCGCUGGGCAAGAGCGAACUGGCCGCCAUCAUCCCGCUGGUCGUAAAGAGCGUCAAGUGCGCCACUGUGCUCUCGGACAUCUUGCGGCGGUGCACGUUGGCCACCGUGCCAACUCCACCGCUGCACGGGCGCAGAAACACCACGCCCAAGCUAAUGUCUCUGGACAAGGCCCCUCUGAGGCAGCUGCUGGACGCCACGAUCGGCGCCUACAUCAACACCACGCACUCCAGGCUCACGCACAUCAGCCCGCGCCACUACGGCGAGUUUAUCGAAUUCCUAGGCAAGGCGCGCGAUACCUUCCUCAUGGCGCACGACGGCCACGUGCAGUUCGCGCAAUUCAUAGAUAACCUGAAACAGAUCUACAAGGGCAAGAAGAAACUCAUGAUGCUCGUACGCGAGAGGUUCGGUUGACCCCGCGAAGACUCACGUCGACUUUUUUUCUUUUUUUUAAACUCGUCUGCCUCUUUCGAAACUGAUAAGAAGGAAACAAAAAUGGAAAAGCGGAACACAAAACGACAAGCGGACAGUUGGUAAGCCAGACCGGUAUUAUGUGUAUAGACUUUUUUUUAGUUUGCAAACAAAAAAAAUGGAAAAAAAACGUCACGUCGUGGAAGUUGUGUGUGUUUCCCUUUAUAUGUGUGGAAGAAAGAGAAAGGAAUAAGAGCGAGAGAGGGAUUAAAAAAAAAGGUUUUGGUUUACACUGAGUAUAUGUUGUCGAGUGGCGAAAGCCCACAUAGCACUCCAGAUACGUUAUCUCCUCAACAUUCACAGCCUCAAAGAGAAAGAAGUAUGGCUUUAAACCAAACAAAGCACCUCCAUCCUAAGUAAAAAAAAAAAAGUACCUCGUAUGGCUCCAGCUUUACCCCCUCCCCCCUCCUUAAUCCAUCCACCCCUUAUCGGUGUACAAAAGUGUUCGAUACGAAGAUUAAGUUUAGGACAUGUUUUUUUUCUCUUUCUUCAUUUUCUUUUUGUACCAGGCUGAUUGUGUGGCUUUGCAGUGCUCUUCCUACAUAAGCAUGUCACAAAUACACGAAUGCUCACAGAUCCACCGAAACCCUGCUGUGCUUUUGCGCUUGUGGAAACUUAGCGACUGUCGACAUACAUUCUCAGGGAUUUCUCAAGAAAAAAAAGGAAAAAAAAAACAGAAAAAUGAUCAUGGAAAAAAAGAGAGAAUGAGAGCAUUUUAUUGUACUGUAUAUAUGAUAGUAUAUGUCUGAAUAUUGAAAAAAAUGUAUACAUUAACUAAUUUAUAAAAGAAUAUUCUAUGUAAUGCAAAAAUACUUGAAGCUGCAGUACCUUGGUUCAAACCGAAACAUAUCAGAAGGACUAAACCCUGCCCUCGAGUGGGAAUUUCGAUGGAUCGGGUAGGUUCGGACGCCGGUACCUAUGCAGAGUCGCCCGUCCUGACCUACUGCGCGAUCCGACCGGUAUGUCGAAACGAUGACGAGGGGUUCUGUUCCGUAGAGGCGUUUUCUGGACGAUCAGUGUAAAGCAGCAAAGCCAGAGCAGCAAAAGCCUUAGCAUUAAAGAUUAGGGAAUGCAAGAACCCGCGGGCCCGCGUGCCUCGGGAUACGUAGAUCCAGCAGAAACCCGACCUGCUAGCAACCACACACCCUGAAGCCUGACCACGUCCCCCAUCUCUUUCCAUAACGAUCAAGCUUGGCGUCUCUGCACAAUAACACGCGCGUACUCGCUCAUUCUGCCGACAUCUUGACUUUGUGCAGGUCAGAAAGUUGCUGUGUAAAUCUGACUGUUCGAACAUUUUUAAUGCUUUUCAUUUUUUUAUUUUAUUUAAAUGCGUUUGAUUUCGUUCGUUCCUCUAGAAUUCCUCCAAUGAGAACAGCCUUCUUUCUUGCCUUGUCUUAAUGCUUUAAAGUAACCAAACUGGAGUUCUAACUACCAAACCUGUUAAUUAAAAUGAAAGCCAACCGACUUUGGUUUCAACUUUUUAGUGUCUUUAAUUUUUAGCUUGAAUGGUUCUGUACCUUGUGCUUUAAAAAGCGACUUUUCCUUUUUUUUCUCGUUGCAAAACAUUGUCAAGUGUCUCGUUCUCUUCCUUAGAGGUAUGUCUGUAGCUCUUUUUUUGUUUGUUUAGAAACAGAAAUAUCAUGUUCUUUAUUUUAUUUAUUAUAAAAGGUAAACGAUUGUACUUCAUCACCCGUGUCAACAUGCUCAUGAAGUUGAACUUAAAAUUUGAUACACCAAUAUCGAUUUAUUUAUGUAACUAAAUCACUGUUUUAUAAACUUGUUAAUGAUUCAACAUUUUUUUUUGUUUUAAUUAAAAUUAGUUUUUUGA